Messenger RNA from Thermochaetoides thermophila DSM 1495, 1341 nucleotides. Its product is annotated as putative ribosome associated protein. The record is from RefSeq and is a predicted model, not a curated record. The transcript has a single exon. Gene Ontology annotation, molecular function: Hsp70 protein binding; ribosome binding. NCBI's taxonomy places the organism in Eukaryota, Fungi, Ascomycota, Sordariomycetes, Sordariales, Chaetomiaceae. Gene Ontology annotation, cellular component: cytosol. The coding region runs from base 1 to 1341 and encodes 446 amino acids. Gene Ontology annotation, biological process: 'de novo' cotranslational protein folding; regulation of translational fidelity.
AUGAACGCGACCGUCGUCUCGCUGCCUCUGCCCACCCUCCCCGAGGGCUGGGCAGCCGAAAAGGACUUCAAGGCCAUCGGCAAGCUGACCCAAGAGGGCUCGUCGAUGCGCACCCUUGAGCCCGUCGGCCCACACUUCCUCGCGCACGCCCGCCGCGUCCGUCACAAGCGUACCUUCUCCGAGGAUGACCGGAUACAAGCGCAGGCAAAGGCAAAGAAGAUCGAGCAGGACAGCGACAGUGACAUCAGCGAGGAAGAGGACCCCAUGCUGCUGGCCCGCGACGCCAAGGACUGGAAAACCCAGGAUCACUACAAGGUACUCGGCCUAUCCAAAUACCGUUGGCGUGCCACCGAGGAUCAGAUCAAGCGCGCCCACCGCAAGAAGGUGCUUAAGCACCAUCCCGAUAAGAAGGCUGCCGCCGGCCGUGCCGAUGACGACAACUUCUUCAAGUGCAUCCAGAAGGCGGCUGAGAUCCUGCUGGACCCUGUUAAGCGCCGGCAGUUCGACUCGGUCGACGAGGAGGCCGACAUACCACCGCCGACCAAGAAGCAGCUGGCCAAGGGCAACUACUAUGAGCUGUGGGGCAAGGUGUUUGAGAAUGAGGCGCGCUUCAGCAAGAUCCAGCCAGUGCCGGGCUUCGGCAAUGAGAACUCGACGCGCGAGGAGGUCGAGGCCUUCUACAACUUCUGGUACAACUUUGACAGCUGGCGCUCCUUCGAGUACCUCGACGAGGACGUGCCCGACGACAACGAGAACCGCGACCAAAAGCGCCACAUGGAGCGCAAGAAUGCUAAUGCCCGCAAGAAGAAGAAGGCUGAGGACAACGCCCGUCUGCGCAAGCUCGUUGAGGAGGCCCAGGCUGGCGAUGAGCGCAUCAAGCGCUUCCGCCAGGAGGCCAACGCUGCCAAGAACAAGAAGCGCCUGGAGCGUGAGGCGGCUGAGCGUAAGGCGGCCGAAGAGGCUCGUCUGAAGAAAGAGGCCGAAGAGCGUGCCCGCAAGGAGGCUGAGGAGAAGGCCAAGGCUGAGCGUGAGGCGGCCAAGAAGGCCAAGGAAGCAGCGAAGAAUGCUGUCAAGAAGAACAAGCGUGUGCUGCGUGGUUCCGUCAAGGAGGCCAACUACUUUGUGGAGGGCGAGGCCUCUGCUGCGACGAUCGAUGCCGUGCUCAACGAUGUUGAUCUCGUCAUUACCAAGAUUGAUGCCGAUGAGAUUGCCGCCUUGGCUGGUAAGCUCAACGGUUUGACUGUGGCUGAUGAGAUCAAGAAUGUAUGGAAGGAGGAGGUGUCCCGGUUGGUUGGCGCUGGCAAGCUAAAGGAGGGUGAUAUCAAGGCUCUUGUGGCUUAA